GCGUCGCGUGUCCCCGGGCCGGGCUGAUGGGGAAGGCGGCGGCGGCCUUGGGGGCCGAACUGGGCGUGCGGAUCGCGCUGUUCGCGGCUUUCCUGAUAACAGAACUUCUCCCUCCCUUCCAGAGGCUCAUCCAGCCGGAGGAGAUGUGGCUUUACCGGAAUCCCUAUGUGGAAGCAGAGUAUUUCCCCACCAAGCCCAUGUUUGUCAUUGCAUUUCUCUCUCCACUGUCUCUGAUCCUCCUGGCCAAAUGUCUCAAGAAGGCAGACACAACAGACAGCAAACAAGCCUGCCUGGCUGCCAGCCUUGCCCUGGCUCUAAACGGUGUCUUUACUAACACAAUAAAACUGAUAGUGGGGAGGCCACGCCCAGACUUCUUCUACCGCUGCUUCCCCGAUGGGCAGGCCCCUCCGGACUUGAUGUGCACAGGAGAUAAGGACGUGGUGAAUGAGGGCCGUAAGAGCUUCCCUAGCGGACAUUCUUCCUUUGCAUUUGCUGGUCUGGCCUUUGCUUCCUUCUACCUGGCAGGGAAGUUACACUGCUUCACACCACAAGGCCGUGGGAAGUCUUGGAGGUUCUGUGCCUUUCUGUCACCUCUACUUUUUGCGGCUGUGAUCGCACUGUCCCGCACCUGUGAUUACAAGCAUCACUGGCAAGAUGUACUAGCUGGAUCCAUGAUUGGCCUGACGUUUGCCUACGUCUGCUACAGGCAGUAUUACCCUCCUCUGACUGAUGCAGAAUGCCAUAAACCAUUUCAGGGAAGACUUGCACUGCCCACUGCACAGAAGAAGCCUGGUGAUCCUCAUCAUUUUGAUAUUUAGAAAUUGGAGCUACCUCAGUGGGGAACAGGUGAAUCAGCCCUUCUAACUGGACCACACCCGAGACAAGAAUUUCUGACCUGUGUACCUCUGAAGCGGUACAGGCGAGGGCACAAGCACUUCAUUCUGCCUCCACAGGAUGACGCAGUUGUGCCCCUGCUCAUCAUGAGGAGUCAAGAUUCUUUUUCACUACUGUUUGCCACACAUUCUGGUAAAAAGAUCUUUCAAUAGUCCUCCAACAGCUUAUGAAUCUGGUCCAUCAGAUUGGUAUCCCAAGAUCUACAGUGUUAUUUCAUUUAAUUUAAAUGCCAUUCUUGGAAGGAUCUUGUCACAAAGAAGCCUCUACAUAGCCCCACUUUAUCUUAGGAACUACAGUUAAUCAUCAAAACUUAAUUUCCGUUUCCCAUAGCUCAAAAUCUUAAAAUCUAGGGCACGACCAACUAAAUUAUUUUCAUUCUGUUUACUUUCUCUGUAACAAUUCCAUCAAGCCUUAAAUAGGAAAAUGUCCAAUUCUGGCUAAUUUACCACUGUCAUGCAUAUCUUAUCCGAGUCCAGCCAGAUAUUGCUGUCCAUUUUGAAUUCUGUGGGCAUAAAUGAUUUGUAGAAUUAUUAAGUAAAGACAAUAAAAAAGAAAACGGUCAGGAGUGUGCUUUCA
Messenger RNA from Ceratotherium simum simum (southern white rhinoceros), 1470 nucleotides. NCBI's taxonomy places the organism in Eukaryota, Metazoa, Chordata, Mammalia, Perissodactyla, Rhinocerotidae. The record is from RefSeq and is a predicted model, not a curated record.